AUGUCGGGUCUAAAUGAGAAUGUUUGCAAGGCUUGUUCAUUACUCGGAUGGGAAAAACCAUUUGAUAUACAAGUAUGCUCAAUAAAACCGAUCUUACAGGGCAAAAAUCUUGUUGCGCUGGCCGAAACAGGUUCCGGAAAGACCGCUGCAUAUGCCCUUCCUAUAAUUCAUCGUCUUAUAGAAAAUCCUAAAACAUAUUUUGCUGUUGUUUUUACUCCAACCAGAGAGUUGGCAAUCCAGGUCCAAUCUCAGUUUAUUGCCAUUGGGAAAACGAUUGGCUUGAACUGCUCCUUGCUUGUUGGGGGUAUCCCGAUUGAUGAGCAGUCUAAACAAUUAAGAAUGAAACCACCCCAUGUUAUAGUUGCGACACCUGGGCGAUUUAUGGACCAUGUUAAUAGGACAAAAGGAUUCGAUGAGCUCAAAUUCACUUCCUUGAAUUUCCUUGUUUUUGAUGAAGCAGACAGGAUACUUGGAUCUGAUUUUUUAACAGUUAUCGAGAAAAUACUUUUUUUUAUGCCUCGUGGCCGUCAAACCUUGCUUUUUUCCGCUACAAUGACAGAUAAGCAAUGUCAGCCGCUUGAGUUGCUUCUUCAAUAA
Messenger RNA from Protopolystoma xenopodis, 597 nucleotides. The record is from the annotation of a GenBank genome assembly. NCBI's taxonomy places the organism in Eukaryota, Metazoa, Platyhelminthes, Monogenea, Polystomatidea, Polystomatidae.